Molecule: messenger RNA, 2308 nt
Organism: Solea solea (common sole)
Lineage: Eukaryota; Metazoa; Chordata; Actinopteri; Pleuronectiformes; Soleidae
Gene: prkag1
Product: protein kinase, AMP-activated, gamma 1 non-catalytic subunit
Exons: 13
Coding region: 148-1140 (330 amino acids)
Source: RefSeq, a predicted model, not a curated record
GCUAACACUGUGAGUAAUACGGUUUGGCGGAGGAGUGACUGCAUUAACCCUACGGUUAAUACGGUAAGGACUGUACCAAGAGUUGUGGCGGAAGAGUGACUGCGGUAAACGAACCCGGCCACUGAAAGGUGAAACUGCGGGUGGAAUAUGGACUGUAUUCCAUUAUCUAUUGAUGACUUAGAGGGCAAAAAGGACCCAGUUGUUGAGGACCCAGAGCACAAUGUAUACACCAGGUUUAUGAAGUCCCACCGGUGUUAUGAUCUUGUACCUACCAGCUCCAAAUUGGUUGUAUUUGAUACAUCACUUCAGGUGAAAAAGGCGUUCUUUGCACUUGUCUCUAAUGGGGUAAGAGCAGCACCUCUGUGGGACAGUAAGAAGCAGUGCUUUGUUGGUAUGCUGACAAUCACAGACUUCAUUAACAUUCUUCAUCGCUACUACAAAUCUCCAUUGGUUCAGAUAUACGAGUUGGAAGAACACAAAAUUGAAACAUGGAGAGAGCUUUACCUUCAAGACUCUUUCAAGCCCUUGGUUAGCAUAUCUCCCAGUGAAAGUUUGUUUGAUGCGGUGUCGUCUUUGCUGAAGAACAAGAUCCACAGAUUGCCUGUGAUCGACCCCCUGACAGGGAACACACUCUAUAUCCUCACACACAAGAGGAUUCUCAAGUUCCUCAAGCUUUUUAUAUCAGAGAUGCCAAUACCCUCGUUCUUGAAACAAACCUUAGAGGAGCUGAACAUUGGAACCUUUAAGAAGAUAGCGGUGGUCCGUGCAGACACACCACUGUACACAGCACUGGGUAUUUUUGUUGAGCAGCGAGUGUCGGCGCUCCCCGUUGUGGACGACAAAGGUAGAGUGGUGGAUAUAUACUCAAAGUUUGAUGUUAUAAACCUGGCAGCAGAGAAGACGUACAACAACCUGGAUAUUACUGUGACCAAAGCACUGCAGCACCGCUCUCAGUACUUUGAAGGAGUUUUGACCUGCAGCAGACAUGAAAGCCUGGAGGCCAUCAUCAACAGACUGGUGGAGGCUGAGGUUCACAGGCUGGUGGUGGUGGAUGAGCAGGAUGUGGUGAAGGGAAUUGUCUCUCUCUCAGAUAUUCUCCAGGCUCUCUUGCUUACUGACAGAGACGGGGUCUCUGCUUGAGGAAGGGACACUGACAAGGCUACGCAGUUUGAAGAGGACAAAGGGUCAAAGGGAGAACAAGAACAGAAGAAAGGAAUUCUCCUCUAACAAGGACUGCACUCUUCACAAAAAUAGCAACAAUUUGACAUUUUAGCAACCCAUCAAUAUAUCAUUUUAGUAAUAUAGGACAGUGUUAGGUGCACCUCUAACAUUGAGCCAAAUUCCCAAAGUCGCCACCAUCUGAAGAAAAAAGAUGCAGAAGCACAAGAAACGUCUCCAGAAAGCUGUAGCCCCUCAGGUUUGUUCCCUCCUUGGCUUUUUUGUUGUAGUUUUGAUUAGAGUGAUAUUCAAGAUGAUAUCAAAUCAGUGCCAGGUGUAAAUCAAACAUCAGUGAUCAGCUUAUGGGAAACUGAUUGGUUUAUUUUUUUUUCAUUUUGUUGGCAGUGAUUCAUUUCUCUAAUAAGGCUGAAAUUUAGAUGCACAUUGAGCCUCUUUAAUGGUCAUUUUAAACACUGUGUAACAUGUGAGGUUGUUCUUAGACAACAACGCCACACACACCAAAGCAUGUCAAAUAUGUUCACAAGCUCUGCUCUUUGUUUGUACUAUGAUGUUACUCCACUGACAUGAUCUCUUUUAGGUUUUUUUCAUAUCCAGUUUGCUUCAUUUUGAAAAACAGUUGCUGGAUUGAACUGUUGGUCUCUUUAAUUUUUUUUUUAACUUGAACAACUGCAUUGUACAGUUUCCAAUGACAUUGGUGGAUAUGUAGUUACUUAAGUAUUUACAGUAUCUGUUUGUGUUGUACUGUACACACACACUGCGUUUUAUGAAGACUUGAAAAAUGUUAACUUCAGGACUUCUGAUUCCCCAAAAAUGGCCCUGGAUGAAUUUGAACAGCAAAUAAAAUGCAUUGAUGUAAAUUGUACAUCAAUAGUUAUUUGUGUGAGAAGAAUCCAAGAGCUUUGAGUUUUAAUCUUGUGUGUGGUCAAACAAUAACCUUACAAAGUGGAACAGCCUCAUGACCUCAUGGAUUUAAUUUAGAUCAGCAUUGGUUUAAUCUGUUGAAGACAACUGUUAAUCAUUUUUCUUAUUUUGUUGGAAUGUACAGACUUUGAUUCAUGGGUUUUAUCUUUCACUUUUUAGUUUGUGUUGUCAUGAAUAAUUAAAUGUACAUGAUGUACAUUUUACUUGA